Molecule: messenger RNA, 1224 nt
Organism: Anneissia japonica
Lineage: Eukaryota; Metazoa; Echinodermata; Crinoidea; Comatulida; Comatulidae
Product: polyubiquitin-B-like
Exons: 3
Coding region: 1-1224 (407 amino acids)
Biological process (GO): modification-dependent protein catabolic process; protein ubiquitination
Cellular component (GO): cytoplasm; nucleus
Molecular function (GO): ubiquitin protein ligase binding; protein tag activity
Source: RefSeq, a predicted model, not a curated record
AUGGGAAAAAUUUUACUACAAUUAGUGCAUAAGGACCAACAACGACCUGGAAUGUUGGCAUUACCGCCUAAACAACAGAGGAAGACGAGCUUGAUGUUUAAUACGUUUUUAUCAAAAGGUCAGACAAAAAAACUGCAAGAUGCUAUCGUCCACAACGUUGAACCAUCAGACAACAUCAAACAUUUUAAGACCAAAUUCCAACAGCAACAUACCAUAUGGACUCCAUGCUCCUUGCCGGAAUAUGGAUUCAACUUUCCUUGUGUAUGUUGCCGCAGCAUGACAAUCUUUGUCAUAAGUAUUACAGGCAAGGCAACUACCCUAAAAGUUGAGCCAUCAUACACGAUUAAAGACGUCAAAUAUGAAAUUUUUUAUGAGCAAUCUGUAAGUCCAAACAUUCAACGUUUGAUUUUUAAAGGAAGGCAGUUGGAAAAUGAACGUACUCUGUCCGACUACAACAUACAGGAUAAGUCCGAAUUUCAUCUUCUUGUUUGUAUGAGGGGCGGCGGUGAGAGCCAGGAGAUCGCUGUCAAAACCUCCACUGGCAAUUCCGUCACUCUGACAGUUGACCCAUUAGACACUAUUGAAAGUAUAAAGGUUGCAUUUCAAGAAAAGGAAGGCACCCCUCCUAGUCAGCAACGUUUGGUAUUUAAGGGAAUCCAGUUGGAAAAUGGACGCACUCUAUCCGACUACAAUAUAGAAAUGGGAUCCACUCUCCAUAAUGAUAAUGGCAUGCAAAUUUUUGUCAAAACCGUCCGCACUGGCAAAACCAUUACUUUAGAAGUUAUGCACUCAACCACAUUUGAAAAUGUGAAAGCGACAAUUCAAGACAAGGAAGGCAUCCCUCCAGAUCAGCAACGUUUGAUAUUUAAAGGAAGAGUGUUCGAAUCUGAACGUACCCUGUCCAGCUGCAACGUACAAGCAGGGUCCACUAUCUAUCUUGUGCAGCGUCCACAUGGCUUCAUUACUGUCUUCAUCAUAACCCAGACUGGCAAGAAAAUGACCGCAGAAGUUAAGCUAACCUUCACUAUCAAAAAUUUAAAAGCUGACAUUCAAGACAAGGAAGGUUUCCCUUUAGAUCAGCAAUGUUUGUUCUUAGGAGGAAAGCAGUUGGAAGAUGGACAUACAUUGUCCGACUACAUACAAAAGGAGUCUACUUUCGAUCUUAAGUUUAUUUCCUCUAGUAUGAUGCAAAUGUCUGUCGAAACUCAGCCCUCAAAAUGCUAA